AUGUGUUACUUUGCCGUUACCACGUUUUCCUGCGGGUGUCUUGCCUGGAGAGGCAGCGAGUACAGAUAUUGCGCGGAGCGAGGCAGAAGCUGCAGGGGGAAGCAGCUCGAGAAGUAUGAAUGGCUGACUUACUGUCCGGACGCUCGCAAGGCUCUGGAUAAUAGGAAGUGCAAGAACCGCGUUGUGUUGCCGAAAUGUUGCGAGAGGCUCAGCCAGGAGCAGCGCGAUGCUCUUUGCACAGAAUGUAACUCCAUCCUGGAAAACGGGAAAUUGGAUUUGUUUCCGUACUGCGCUGAACACCGAGUCCGUGUGUCUGCCGGAAUCGAAGCGGAUGCUGAAAAGGAGUUCGAAAAGGUGGUAGCACUUUGGCCGUCUCAUUUACGUUCAAGAUACCUCCGAAGGAAACAAGACAAAACUGCUAGAGACUGUGGAUGGUCUCUAUAA
This is a messenger RNA of Daldinia loculata, 444 nucleotides long. RefSeq lists its product as uncharacterized. The transcript has a single exon. Bases 1 to 444 code for a protein of 147 amino acids. NCBI's taxonomy places the organism in Eukaryota, Fungi, Ascomycota, Sordariomycetes, Xylariales, Hypoxylaceae. The record is from RefSeq and is a predicted model, not a curated record.